Cimex lectularius (bed bug) is the source of this 1706-nucleotide messenger RNA. RefSeq names its product tubulin beta chain. Gene Ontology annotation, molecular function: GTPase activity; GTP binding; structural constituent of cytoskeleton. Bases 100 to 1449 code for a protein of 449 amino acids. The record is from RefSeq and is a predicted model, not a curated record. Lineage: Eukaryota; Metazoa; Arthropoda; Insecta; Hemiptera; Cimicidae. The transcript has 5 exons. Gene Ontology annotation, cellular component: cytoplasm; microtubule. Gene Ontology annotation, biological process: microtubule cytoskeleton organization; mitotic cell cycle.
CGGUAGUUCAUUUGUGAUCGAGAACCCGAGGGAAAAACAGUGGUUUCAAUUUGAUUUUGAUUUUUAACCGAGUUGACAAUUAAAAAAAAAUUAUAGAAAAUGAGGGAAAUCGUGCACAUCCAAGCCGGCCAGUGCGGAAACCAGAUCGGAGCCAAAUUCUGGGAAAUUAUUAGUGAUGAGCACGGCAUCGACCCCACUGGUGCAUACCACGGAGACUCCGACCUUCAGCUCGAGAGGAUCAAUGUCUACUAUAAUGAAGCGUCCAGCAAAGGAGUUGGGAAAUACGUACCGAGAGCCAUCUUGGUCGACUUGGAGCCAGGCACCAUGGAUUCGGUCCGUUCCGGCCCGUUCGGCCAAAUCUUCCGUCCGGACAACUUCGUCUUCGGUCAGUCCGGAGCCGGAAACAACUGGGCCAAAGGUCACUACACGGAGGGCGCGGAACUCGUCGACUCCGUUUUGGACGUCGUUAGGAAAGAAGCCGAGAGCUGCGAUUGCCUCCAGGGCUUCCAGCUGACCCACUCCCUCGGAGGUGGUACCGGAUCCGGCAUGGGAACCUUGCUCAUCAGCAAGAUCAGGGAGGAAUACCCGGACAGGAUCAUGAACACCUACUCGGUCGUUCCCAGCCCGAAAGUCUCGGACACUGUCGUCGAACCUUACAAUGCUACACUCUCGGUACACCAGCUCGUCGAGAACACAGACGAGACCUACUGCAUAGACAACGAGGCCCUUUACGACAUCUGCUUCAGAACCCUGAAACUCUCCACGCCCACUUACGGUGAUCUUAACCAUCUCGUCUCCCUGACCAUGUCCGGUGUCACUACCUGCUUGAGGUUCCCCGGACAGCUCAACGCCGAUUUGAGGAAACUGGCGGUCAACAUGGUGCCCUUCCCUAGGCUUCACUUCUUCAUGCCCGGAUUCGCUCCCCUCACCUCCAGAGGAUCCCAGCAAUACAGGGCUCUUACCGUCCCCGAACUAACCCAACAGAUGUUCGACGCCAAGAACAUGAUGGCCGCCUGCGAUCCCAGACACGGCCGCUACCUCACCGUCGCUGCAAUCUUCAGAGGAAGAAUGUCGAUGAAAGAAGUCGACGAGCAGAUGCUGAACGUGCAGAAUAAGAACUCGUCUUACUUCGUCGAAUGGAUCCCGAACAACGUCAAGACCGCCGUCUGCGACAUCCCCCCGAGAGGUCUCAAGAUGUCCGCCACCUUCAUCGGCAACUCGACAGCCAUCCAGGAGCUGUUCAAGAGGAUCUCGGAGCAGUUCACCGCUAUGUUCAGAAGGAAGGCUUUCCUCCAUUGGUACACUGGAGAAGGCAUGGACGAGAUGGAAUUCACCGAGGCCGAAUCCAACAUGAACGAUCUUGUCUCCGAAUACCAGCAAUACCAGGAAGCCACAGCCGACGAAGACGCCGAAUUCGACGACCAGGAACACGAAGUCGACGAGAACUAAGAUGUUUAGGCCCACACUUAAUAAAUAAAAAAAGACCAAAAAUUUAUUUAAAAAAAGCAUAUAAAACUAUAUUAUAUUGCAAAAUACUGCUUUGGAAAAAAAAAAUCCCAUAACGCUUUUCUACAGACACGGAUUUCGAGGAUAGGCGUAUGAGCCUUUUUCAGUCUUUUUUGGCUCCCAUAGGGCCUUUUCAACUAAUUAAAAUAAAAAAUUUAAAAAAGUGUAUAUUUUCUUUUUAAUAUAAGCAUAUAUAAAAA